GAAAUAUUUGAAAAAGUACAGUAGUAAAAUAUUUUAAAAAGUACAACAGUAAAAUUCAGCAAAAGAUAUUACAUAAUUCAGAAGCAGAAAUUUGUAUGCAACCUGAAAUGUUUCAAAAAGUACAAUACUAAAACAAGGCAAAAGAUAUAGCAUAAUGCAGCAGCAGAAGAACAUUUUGAUAUAUGAAUUGCUAAAAUUGAUUAAAGUGUGCAAAAGAUCCUUGUAGAUAGUAAGACCAGUAAAAGCAAAAAGCAUCUGCAGAAAGGUAGACAAAAUAAUGCUGACACACAGAUACAAAGAGCACAAGAAAGAAACACAUUGAAGAAAAAUAAAUAAAAGAAAAACAGAAACUUAAGUGUGACUGCAGUAAUGUAUUCUCACCUAUAAUAAUAAAGAAAAACAGAAACACGUGCAGCUGUGUGCAUGUGACCAGAUAAAGCAGACAAAACACAUUAAGAAAAAGAGUCCUUUUGACCAUAACACAAUGUUCCUUAUAAAUUUCUUGUAACAUUUUUGGUCUGUAAAGACGCAAGAUUAAUAGUUUCUUUUAAGAAGGAGAUUUUAGUUCCAUUCGUCUUUAUUUUUCAGAAUGUAGAGUCAGGGCUUCUUUCUAUUUUUUUUUAUAUAUAAUCCGUAUGUUUGUCCUUAACUUGAUUUUUGUCAGCACAUAAGCUCCAGUUCAUACCAAACUAACUUUUAGCCACAAAAGAGAUUUUUUUUUUUCGAAUAACAGCUGAAUAUGCAAUCGUGUUUCUAAUGAGUCAAAUCUCAGACUGUUACAUUGAACAUUUUAAUAUUUUAAUGUGUAUUUUCUGCCAUUUUGUAAAUAUGGCAAUGUUCACAGAGCAAGCUAUGUCUGUUGCAAAAAAUAAGAAAAAAAAAAAUCAGUUUUCAAAAGUAAAGUAUUGAAAUAUUUUUUGUUUCACUCUAUUGAACAUUGUGAUUUCAUCAAAUUUUGCUCUAUUUUCAACAAAUCAUAAUAAAACAAAUUUGAACUGACAAACAUCUCCAGCGAUGACUUUGGACAGCAAAAAUACUUUUACUGUACAUUUAAAAUAUUUUUUUCGGUGUUGCACUUUUUAGCAGCACAAAUGCCUAAGCAGUGACCAGUCCCGCCAUUUUGGAUGUCAGAGUUACGACACUGGGAGUACUGUCCCAAUUGUAAUCUGCGCACUCAAACCUUUAUGUGCAUUUCAACUGAGUCCACACUUUAUAGAGUGGCAUAGGGUGCAGCCUGAGAAUUGGGACUAGGAAAUGACACAUCAGGAAACACGCUCUUUAGGGCAGAGCUUAGAUAGAGGCCUAGAAACUCAGUCAAUCCUGUGAUUGGUGGCUUCCUGUCCAGCAGGAAGUUGUGAACAGAGUUUAAAAGUUGCUGCAGGACUGCAGACAUUCACAGGAAGCUGGACCAGCAAUGACUCUGCUGAAAGUUCUGCUACUGCAGCUGGAGCUGGGUGUUGCAGUGAGUUCAGUGUCUCUGCAGAAGAGGAUCAUUGGAGGUCAAAACUGUAAAGACGAUGAGCGACACUAUCAUGUGAAGGUCUAUAGAUAUGAUCACACAAAAUAUGAAAUCUGUGGAGGAUCUCUGAUCAGUGAUCAGUGGGUUCUGACUGCAGCUCAUUGCUGGAACUCAAAUCCAGGAUGGGCUAAUGAGGCACAUGUAGGACUUCAUCCUAACAGGGGUCGAAGGAACAUUUAUCCAAUCACUCAACGUGAGGUUUAUAGAGACAGCAACAGUCGUGAACAUGACAUCAUGCUUCUGAAGCUGCAAAGCAAAACAACAAUCCAACCAGUCAAACUACCUGACUGUCCAGAUACUCUCCCACUCGGCACCAAGGUUCAGUUGGCAGGAUAUGGAGACGUAAGAGUUGGCCCUUUUAACAAAAGAAUCACACAUCGUCCAAAUGAUCUUCAGUGUGCAGAGUUUAAUAUUGGUAAACAUGAAAAGUUGGAAGAGCUACUAGCAAAAGACGAGGACUUUGAGUUCAGUUACCAGAAGUGGUACAGCGUGAGCAGCUCUAAGAAGGACACGUCUUUCGGUGACUCUGGUGGAGGAUUUGUGUUUUUGUUCAAGAACAGGCUGUUUGGCAUUUGUGUCUUCACUGGAGAUCCACUGUAUGCACUCACUGCACCAAGUGCUUUCCUGGAUGUCUGUGCCUACAAGAAGUGGAUAGAUGACACAAUUAACCAAAACCCCUAGGUUGCUAGGUGUCUGUAUUGUGGCUAAAUGUUCCCAGCAUCAUAAAAUCAUAAAGUUCAAGUUAAUCUUUAAAUUUCACUUUUCAGUCGAUUCAUUUUCUGGUUUACAGCUGAAUUAUUUGGGGAUUUAAGUUAAUGUGUACAAGUUAAUCUGUAAUAAUAUCUUAUUUCUCAAUAAGUAAAGAUACUGAUUGUAACAAUUAGUAAAUAAAUAAAUGGCUGUUAUCUGAUCAGAUUGUCUCUCUUGUGCUUAUUUCUGGUUGUUAGUGAAGAAAAUAGCACAUAUUGAACUUUAAAGGCUGUUAAACAAACUUAGAAUCCAGAAAAACUACUUCCAGAACAGGAACAUUAAAAAUUUUUAAUAAAGUCCUGAGGAU
This is a messenger RNA of Poecilia reticulata (guppy), 2576 nucleotides long. Its product is annotated as glandular kallikrein-like. Gene Ontology annotation, molecular function: serine-type endopeptidase activity. Gene Ontology annotation, biological process: proteolysis. NCBI's taxonomy places the organism in Eukaryota, Metazoa, Chordata, Actinopteri, Cyprinodontiformes, Poeciliidae. The record is from RefSeq and is a predicted model, not a curated record. Gene Ontology annotation, cellular component: secretory granule.